Salvia miltiorrhiza (redroot sage) is the source of this 1431-nucleotide messenger RNA. RefSeq lists its product as uncharacterized. The coding region runs from base 1 to 1389 and encodes 462 amino acids. Gene Ontology annotation, cellular component: ESCRT I complex. The transcript has 9 exons. Lineage: Eukaryota; Viridiplantae; Streptophyta; Magnoliopsida; Lamiales; Lamiaceae. Gene Ontology annotation, biological process: protein targeting to vacuole; protein targeting to membrane; ubiquitin-dependent protein catabolic process via the multivesicular body sorting pathway. The record is from RefSeq and is a predicted model, not a curated record.
AUGAAAGUUUUCUUAAAAAUCCCAGCUCACGAAGUUCUCCGAUCGAAGAUCCCAAAGUCUGGAAAACAUAGGCUCGAAAUUUUCUUCGAUUUGCAGCUGAUGUCUCUCUUUGAGUCGGCGGCUAUCGUCGCCUCCCCUGUUAUCUCUUACGAGAUCAUCCGCCCCUUCUUCAUCACCGUGAAUCACCGCGCAGCUCGUCGAUGGUUUCACCACCGUGAACUACUACGAAGCUUGCAGGCGUUCGAUUUAAAAUUCUCCAUAUCCGCCGGCAGCAUCCGCCGCGACAUCCAAGAAAUCCAGAAGCCCAACAAUCGCUGCACCAACAGCAAUCGAAGCUCGCCGUUUUCCAUCACCAUCUCCAAUUCAGAUCCAAUCGAAGCUAAGUUAUCCCUGCCUUUCUCUAAAUUCGAUCUGAGCAACCUCCAUCGUCGGCUCAGCGCCCACCACCGCUCCAAUCGCACCACCACUACCCCUGGCACCUGCCUCCAGCCUCUGACUCCGACAACAGUCGCCCUCAUUCUUCAGUUUUCUUUCACUGCAUAUUCUAGGAGCUCGCAAGAACAGCAAGCUCAGUCACGGCUGCACCAAAUUUCCACGGAUUCAUGGUGUUCGCCUUCUGUUGUUAGUUCACCCAGCUCUUCGCUCCCGGGGGCACCUGGUGGUUCUUCCAGCAGCGUAAACAUGACACGACCCACGGAUCGACCUAACUCCUUAUCAAAUGUUUCACCUGUAGAGGCAGCAGGCAUCAUUGCCCUAUUAGAAGGCAAAAGUGUUGAUGAGCUAAGAAAGCUUCUGUCCGACAAGAAUUCUUAUCAAAACCUCUUACUCUCACUCGAACCUGUCAAAACUCACAACAGGGUGAGAGACGAACUUAGGAACGAAACGCUGCAGCUUGCCAGAGAUAAUUUGGAAAAAGAACCACUCAUAGUGGAGCUAAGAAAUCAGUGUAGAAUCAUUCGAACAACUGAACUUGCUGCUGCUCAAGAAAAGUUGCAUGAACUGGAAAGGAAGAAAGAAGACGUGCUCAAGUUUUACUCUCCCUCUUCCCUCGUCCAUCGACUCCAAGAAGCAAUGAAUGAAACAGAAGAUGAAUCUGAGGCCCUGCACAGGCAGCUUCUUGAUCGAGAGCUUGACAUUACAGCCUUCCUACAAAAAUACAAGAAGAUGCGAGGUCCAAAGAGGGCUUCAAAGAUCCGCAAGCUCUUCAACCUUAACAAGGAAGAUGAUGUUAGGAAGUAUGUCAACACAUACCGUCGCACAUUCACCACCAAAUCUGGCAACAAAGUCAGCAAAGCUCCUAAGAGUGGAGAUGAGAAAGUGAUAGGAGGACUUUCAUGCUUGAUGUCGGAAAUUGGUCAAGCUGUGGGUAUCAUUUUACAAUUAUUUUGAGGUCAAAAGACAACCAGAGAAUCAUAGCAGGUUGACUAACUA